Molecule: messenger RNA, 1443 nt
Organism: Haliotis rubra (blacklip abalone)
Lineage: Eukaryota; Metazoa; Mollusca; Gastropoda; Lepetellida; Haliotidae
Product: glutamate receptor ionotropic, kainate 2-like
Exons: 10
Cellular component (GO): membrane
Molecular function (GO): ligand-gated monoatomic ion channel activity
Source: RefSeq, a predicted model, not a curated record
ACCAACGACUUUGGCUAUGGCUACCUUGAAGUGAGCAAGCGGAAGGUGUUUGUGUUUCCUUACCAUGUACUGAACCUGCUGGCUGAAGCGAUGAACUUCAGGCGGCGGGCUGAGUUGGCAGACAGGGAGGACUACAAAACCGGCUACGACUCAUCAAGCAUCCUUGAACACCUUCUUCAGGUUUCAAAGAAGUCAGAUGUCAUGGCAAUGAGACAAAGAGUUCGAGACUUAUCCACCAGAGAUCCUGAUGUACUGAGCAGCAACACAACCAAGCACCUGCAAAAAGAGGCUGACUUGGCAUCGGACAUCCUAAAUAUCCACAGUGACCGUGCUUCAGCUGCUGAUUACAUCCUGCCUCCGAUCGGGGAAACCAAACAAGUGAUCAUGUACAAGAAAGAGGACGAGGACAGGGACCAUCUGCUGAUCCUUCUCCGGCCGUUCCAACUUCACGUUUUUGUUUCAUUUGGUGUGUCUCUGAUCACAUGUAUAAUCUUCUUGUCCGCUAUAAGAAUAACCCACUAUAAGUAUGAAUUCAAUAACAAUAAGAGUCUAACUGUGGCAUGGAUAAUGGAGACUGCUGCAGCUACAGCAUCUGAAAUUCUGGGAGCCACUCUGAAGCAGGGAUCAACCGUUACAUCAUCACAUGAUUCGGAGCGGAUCCUGGCCGCUGGAUGGUGGAUGUUCACAGCCAUUAUCUCAGCUGUCUACUGUGGGACUAUCAUGGCCAUAUUUGUUGUGGAAAGACACAAUCCACCAUUUUCCAACAUGGCCGAGUUGGUAGCAAGACAAGACUACAAAAUAGGAUAUGAUAUAUCAAGCAUCACAGAAAACUUUCUUCAGAAUUCCAGACUGCCAGAUGCCAUGGCAGUUAAACAAAGAGUUCAAGAAUUAUCUACCACAGACCCUGAUGUAUUCAGCAGUAAUGACACCAAGCACCUGCAAAGAGUCUGGAAUGGAAAAUACGCCUACAUAUCUGGCAUGCUACUUACAGCAUUAAGCAAUGCCAACUGCAAACUAAAUGUGAUUGAUACCGAAUUUGGAAACGCUUUCAUUGCAUUCUAUCUUCCAAAGUCUUCCCCUUACAAAAGAGACUUCGAAAAAAGCAUGUCCUAUCUCAGCGACAGCGGCAUCUUGCAGCGCUCCUAUCAAGAAUGGUUCCAUCCCACUUCACAUGACGGGUGUCCAGUGGAGGACUUCCCUAAACCCAUGUCACUGAUCAAGAUCCACAGUAUCUUCUUUGCUGGUGGAGGCGGAGUUGUGUGCAGCUUCGUGAUCCUGGCAGCAGAGAUUCUUUGUAACAUCCAGGUAGAGAACGUGGCGGUGCUGGAACUGCCUUCAAGUCAGACCAACGACUUUGGCUAUGGCUACCUUGAAGUGGGCAAGCGGAAGGUGUUUUGGUUUCCUUACCAUGUACUGAACCUGCUGGCUGAAGCAAAAUGCUGA